AUGUCAUCGAGGCCGCUGCCGGAGUCUCUCAAGCCUCAAGAUGCAACGGCUGUAGAUCCUUCUCUUUUGUAUGACUCCCCCUCGAACGUUCGCAACAAAUCACGUAAGGCUUCCGAGGUUUGCGGAAAUGAAAUCGUACGAGUCACCACACAGAACCCUUCUGCCUCCCGGGGACGAUUCGUCCAGGAGUCGCCUGUGUUACGAGGCAGCGAAGGCAAAGACGGAGAGUGCUCCCCCCGGUCUCUGUCAGCAGAUCGGCACGCGCUCAGGGCGCCCAGCGUAACCAACAGGAAGUCGCGGGUCUGUUUCGAAAGGGACGGACCGAAACAGAGGUUCCUGAACAUUUUUGAAGAGGAGGGAAGUACGGAAACGAGCUCAGUGGAGCAGGGGGAGCGUGUGGCCCCUCCUGCCACUGGACUGGACGAGCCUCCUGAGUUGCCGCCACGGGAAGCGCGCGCACGCCGGGCUUGUCGCAGAGGCAGCUACGAUUCCCUUCAGUAUUCGUCUGCCAAACAGGCCGGCAUUUAUCCCAUCAAGACAAAGGGGGGUCAACGAGGUUUGCCGGUUCACUACUCCGAGAGUGCAGCCACGACCGACAUGCCGCCGUCCGGCAUUGACCGCGCAAGGAAACGGUUCCCACAUCUCCUUCACUCUCCAUCGCUAAGUCCCGCUGAAGAGAGCUCAGAAAGUGAUGAGGACGACCAACUUCACUGGAAAGGGUGGCGGAAGUUGCUGGCCGAGAGGCAGCGCGAUCUUGAGCGCCACAUGAAGGAGCAGCAGAGGGAGCUCACGAAACAAGAAGAAAGCAAGGGCGCUGAUGCGCAGCAGGCGACGAGUCGCAGGCGCAAGGCGAUGAAGGAUUGCGGCGUUGGCCACAGCCGGAUGGCAGGCGAUGAGGACCACGACGAAGACUCGACAGGGAUGACGACACGACAAACGUUCUCAAAGCAGGGACGUCCUUCCUUACCGGCCACCGGCCUUACUCAACCUGAUCCCAGUCGCCCUGCACAGAUGCCGUUCAUGGGAGCGAUGAGGCUACCACCUGUCAUGGGCCCAUCCGGGGCCGUGCCGCCCAGCGGGACUGCGACUCCGGGCUUCUAUGGUCCUCCAUUUGUUUCCCAUCCUCCCUUUUAUCCGGGGUGGCCGCCUCCUUAUUAUGCUGCUGCUAUGGCAGCGGCUGCAGCAGCGCGGAAAGCAGGGGAAAAGGCAGGGAUGACAGGCCAGGAGAUGAUUCAUGAUUUGAAAAAGACGUUGGAGGUGACGCGAGAGGAGAUGAGGAAAAAUGAAGAGGAGGCGAAAAAACUGUUGGAAGAGGAGAAAGAACGACAUAAAAUUGAGAAGGAGGAGAUCGAGAAGCAACUCGCUGAUAUGCGCGAAGCGAGUGAGCAGCGAGCGCGGGAACUAGUCGGAGCGGAACUGAAGCAGAGUGAGCUUGAGAAGCAAAUCAAAAUGCUUCGCGAAGAGUUUGACAUCUUGACGCGCGUCCACAAUGAGAUGAAGGAGCAAUUUGCUCACGAAAAGGAAGGCCUCGUCAAUGAAAACAAAAAUCUGGCGACGAAGGUCGGUGACUUGGAAAACGAUCUCAGCUUCUCAAAAGACCAGCUCCUAGUGGCACGGGAAAGUCUAAUCGCGGCACGAGCCAAGCAACAGACUGCAACAGAGGCCCAUGAGCAGGAUCUGAAGACUCUUCAGGAGUAUCGCCGUGAAAAUGAAACGCUCAAAGAGGAUGUAAAAUAUUUGAAGACGCUAAACACUUCUCUCAACGAGAAAGUGCAGCGCCUUAUGAGCGACAAAGGGGGGGCCGGAAACGAGGGAGAAUCCGCCCUGCCCGAUCGGCUGCAUAGGCAGUCUGAAGCCGUGGCGCAGAGGGAAGCGUCGAGGUUAAGAAUACCAUGUCCACCAAGUCUGUUCCCUCCUGAAGCAGCUGCUCUCCAGCAGCUCUUCAGUCCACAAGUCCAGCAACGCCUGCUGAAGGACUGUCAAAAGGAAAGAAUGGAUGCUCUCGGGGGAAACACGGGUGCUAAG
Molecule: messenger RNA, 2025 nt
Organism: Neospora caninum
Lineage: Eukaryota; Apicomplexa; Conoidasida; Eucoccidiorida; Sarcocystidae
Product: putative enterophilin-2L
Exons: 7
Source: RefSeq, a predicted model, not a curated record